Morus notabilis is the source of this 1479-nucleotide messenger RNA. RefSeq names its product bifunctional nitrilase/nitrile hydratase NIT4A. NCBI's taxonomy places the organism in Eukaryota, Viridiplantae, Streptophyta, Magnoliopsida, Rosales, Moraceae. The record is from RefSeq and is a predicted model, not a curated record. Gene Ontology annotation, biological process: detoxification of nitrogen compound. The transcript has 5 exons. The coding region runs from base 131 to 1180 and encodes 349 amino acids. Gene Ontology annotation, molecular function: nitrile hydratase activity; nitrilase activity.
UUGAAAGACAUCAUCAGAAGAAUAAGCUGGUAAAUUCUAGAAGAAGAAGAGUCAAACUGAGCACCUACAAAACCAUGGAAAAUACAUAAAAACCAUAGAAAAAUCUAAACGAAAAUCAAGAACGAAAAAAAUGGCGUUGGUCCCUUCUGCCACGGUGAACGAAGGCCCAAUCUUCGCCGAGGUCGACAUGGGCGCCGACUCCUCCUCUCCCACCGUCCGCGCCACCGUCGUCCAGGCCUCCACCAUCUUCUACGACACUCCCGCCACUCUUGAUAAGGCGGAGAGAUUGUUGGCCGAGGCAGCAGUGUAUGGCUCUCAGCUCGUUGUGUUUCCCGAGGCAUUCAUUGGCGGUUACCCUCGUGGUUCGAAUUUUGGAGCUACCAUUGGGAAUAGGACUGCCAAGGGUAAAGAGGAAUUCCGUAGGUACCAUGCCUCUGCCAUUGAUGUUCCUGGACCUGAAGUUGAGCGAUUGGCUGCAAUGGCUGGAAAGUACAAGGUAUAUCUGGUUAUGGGUGUAAUAGAAAGAGACGGUUAUACGCUCUAUUGUACUGUACUGUUUUUUGAUUCUCAAGGUCAUUACCUUGGAAAGCACCGAAAAGUCAUGCCAACAGCUCUGGAGCGAAUCAUAUGGGGCUUUGGAGAUGGAUCUACAAUUCCUGUUUUUGAGACUCCUAUUGGAAAAAUUGGUGCUGCUAUUUGUUGGGAGAAUAGAAUGCCACUUUUAAGAACAGCCAUGUAUGCUAAAGGCAUUGAGAUAUAUUGUGCUCCGACGGCUGAUGCAAGAGAGGUAUGGCAAGCAUCAAUGACCCAUAUUGCGGUAGAGGGUGGAUGUUUCGUUUUGUCUGCCAAUCAAUUCUGUCGAAGGAAGGAUUAUCCCCCACCUCCAGAGUAUGUAUUUUCAGGUACAGAAGAAGACCUUACUCCAGAUUCUGUUGUCUGUGCUGGAGGAAGUGUCAUUAUAUCGCCAUCAGGAACAGUUCUGGCAGGACCCAAUUAUGAUGGGGAGGCUCUCAUCUCAGCUGAUCUAGAUCUUGGAGAAAUAGUGAGGGCGAAAUUUGAUUUCGAUGUGGUCGGACACUAUUCAAGGCCCGAAAUCCUUAGCUUGAUUGUGAGAGACCAUCCAACAAAUCUAGUUACUUUCACAUCUUCUUCCAAGACAGAAGGCUCUCAGAAGUCAUAGUUGUUUCUUUGCCAAAUUGGAUUUCAGCUCUCAAGAUGUAAGCUAUCUUCACUAAUAACUGGAUGGAGCCUUGUUUUAACCUAGUUUACAUUAGUUGGCAGUUGCAUUGUGACUGUAUAUUCCUGUAUAGACACAACAUGUCUUUGCAGUGUAACAUUUGUGCUUUAAUAAGUCUAAAUUCUUACUUUUUGACGUCAGAAUUUGGUUGUAAUAAACCAAAAAUUUAAAUGGGUCUCAAUGUUAAAUCUUUGUAUUGCCAGAAAUUUGUUUUUUUUGGUUUAUUUUAUUUUUGUAAGUUA